GAAGGGGAGAGAGGGAAGAGAUGGUCGACUGACGUCGAACGAAAUCGAAGUCGGAUGAGAUAAGCAGCAAGCACACGAAGGGCCGACGAGUGACAGAGGAGUGACAGAGGAGAGUCCAUCCCUUGGGGGUUUUGGUGUGGAGGCAGAGGCGACGCCAGCCCCCUCGGGGUUUUGGCAGGUUCUCGAGUCAUGGCUUGCUCGCAGCGUGUUCUGUGCGCUGUGCCAGGAUUGAGUUCUCCAGCCAGGGGAAUGGCUAUGGCGCUUUCGUCUUCAUGUGGGUUUAGUUUGUACGGCGGAACUCGCCACCUUCCGUCUUGCAGUCGAGGCACGAGGUUUAGUGCAAGAAGAUGCGGUUCUCGUGUUCAGACUCUCGCUACACUGACGCAGGAAAGUGAGAAGAAGGUUGCAGGAGGUGGUGGCAAGUCUCAGGGUCAGCAGCAAGGUCAAAAUCAAAAGCGGAUUGGAGAAGCUGUCACCCCGAGGAGUCAAGAUUUUAGUAAAUGGUACUUGGAUGUAAUUGCUCACGCAGAACUUGCCGACUAUGGCCCUGUCCGCGGGACUAUGGUUAUUCGCCCAUAUGGCUACGCUAUAUGGGAAGCAAUUCAGAGGUGGUUAGAUGCUCGAUUCAAGGAGACUGGUCAUUCCAACAUGUACUUUCCUCAGCUCAUUCCAUACUCUUUCAUCGAGAAAGAAGCGAGUCAUGUAGAAGGGUUCAGCCCAGAACUUGCGCUUGUGACUAUUGGUGGAGGCAAAGAGCUGGAGGAAAGGCUGGUGGUGCGGCCAACUAGUGAAACGAUUGUCAACCAUAUGUUCGCUCAGUGGGUGCAUAGUCAUCGAGAUCUUCCGAUCCUAAUCAAUCAGUGGGCUAAUGUACACCGCUGGGAGAUGCGAACGAGACCGUUUGUUAGGACCCUGGAGUUUCUAUGGCAGGAGGGUCACACUGCCCAUACAACUCCGGAAGAAGCGGAGGCUGAGGCUCUACAAAUGAUCAAGGUCUACGAGACAUUUGCCAUUGAAGAAGCAGCUAUCCCUGUUGUGACGGGUCGUAAAUCGAAGCUAGAAACUUUUGCUGGAGCAGUGCAUACAUAUACAAUAGAAGCCAUGAUGGGUGACAAGCGAGCACUACAAGCUGGAACUAGUCACAACCUUGGCCAGAACUUUGCCCGUGCCUUUGGUACCCAGUUUACCGAUGAGAAGGGAGAUAUGGAGUAUGUAUGGCAAACAUCAUGGGGUAUGAGCACAAGGAUGGUAGGGGGGAUUAUCAUGACCCACGGGGACGACACGGGACUUAUGUUUCCUCCCCGAGUUGCCCCAAUUCAGGUUGUGAUUGUCCCAAUUUGGAAGUCUGCACCAGAGAAGGAGAUGGUUCUUGACAUUGCGGGUCAGGUCCAUGACUCACUAAAAGCUGCCUCCGUUCGAGUGAAGUUGGAUGCUUCAGACCAAAAGACGCCUGGAUGGAAGUACAAUCAUUGGGAGAUGAAGGGAGUACCCAUAAGGAUUGAAAUCGGCCCGAGAGACGUACAGAAAAAAGCUGUUGUCGUUGCCAGACGAGAUGUUCCUGGCAAGGAGGGCAAAACGUUUGGAGUAUCCAUUGAAGGAUUAGAUGAGUAUGUUAAGGACCUAUUGCAGCAAAUUCAAGAUAGCCUUCUGGCCAAAGCGACCGCGUUUCGAGACAGUAAUAUCGUUGAUGUCACCUCAUACGAAGAGCUGAAGGCAGCCAUUUCAGAGGGCAAGUGGGCUCGAGGUUACUGGUCUGGGAGCGAUCAAGAUGAAGCGUUGGUGAAAGAGCAGACUGGAGCAACAAUUCGUUGUUUCCCCUUUGAUCAACCAACGGCCGCGGGUAACUGUUUGAUGACUGGAAACUCUGCUAAUGAGAUUACCAUCUUUGCUAAAUCUUACUGAAGGGGUAGCUCUCGAAUUUGUUCUCUCUCCUGCGACAAAGUUUUAGAUAGAAAUUACACUCCGGGAGAAAGUUUAUAUAGUCAUUCUUUCGUUAGAUCGUCAUCGAUAAAAUGAAUUCACUUUGUGAACCUGCGUCGUUUAUUCAUGUACAUGAAAUGCUUUUGAAAAUGAAGUGGAGAAUCACAUAUGCCGA
This is a messenger RNA of Marchantia polymorpha subsp. ruderalis, 2095 nucleotides long. The record is from the annotation of a GenBank genome assembly. Lineage: Eukaryota; Viridiplantae; Streptophyta; Marchantiopsida; Marchantiales; Marchantiaceae.